Molecule: messenger RNA, 2082 nt
Organism: Colletotrichum higginsianum IMI 349063
Lineage: Eukaryota; Fungi; Ascomycota; Sordariomycetes; Glomerellales; Glomerellaceae
Product: WD domain-containing protein
Exons: 2
Coding region: 1-2082 (693 amino acids)
Biological process (GO): transport along microtubule
Cellular component (GO): cytoplasmic dynein complex
Molecular function (GO): dynein light chain binding; dynein heavy chain binding
Source: RefSeq, a predicted model, not a curated record
AUGCAACAGCGACGAGAUGAAAUUCUAGCGAAGAAGGCCAAGCUCGCCGAGCUCAAGCGACAGAGAGAGCUUCGCGCAAGCCAGGCGACGGCGAGCCGGCAAAGCACGGGCAGCCCAGGCGACCUUGUAUCGCCCAUUCCAGGCCGAGCCGAGAACCGCCGCGAUAUCGAGACCUUGAUCAACAGCUUAGUAGGAGAAAGUCGACCGGGAUCCACGAAUGGGGGAGCUGCAUCGCCGGCUCGUAGGGGCAGCCGACCGAACAGCGUUCUAAGCGCGGGAGAGUUGAGCACCGCAACCUCUGAGUUCGCAACCACCGCCAACGGCCAACCAACACCGGCUCCAGUUGCCGUAGCACCACCCGUACAGCUGAGUCUGACGACUGCACCGCUUACCACGAUAUACGAGUGCCCGCCCUCUCCUGUGAAGGAGGUCCACUCAUACAGCAAGGGAGUGCAAACGGCCGAGGCAUGGACAUCGCCGACUCGACCCCGAGCCCAGUCGCUCUCCGACAACGAGGACAUCCCCCCAAUCACAUCAACACCCAGCAAGAGGCUGAGCAGGAGACAGCGUGAUCGUGAGGAAGAGUUGCGACAGGACAUCAGAAAGGAAGUGGAGGAAGAGUUGAAGGCCUCACUGGACUUGCUCAAGGAUGGUGUCAUUCCGAACGACGCCUCCAACAAAAAUUACCCCAUGCGCAAGCUCACCGCCGAAGAGCUCGAAGCCGUCACAGGCGCGCCUGACUUUGCCGAUUUUCUUGAGAAGUCUACCAAGGUCAUCGAGCGAGCGCUCGACCAGGAGUACGACAUUCUCACCGACUACGCCCUUCAAGGACAAGACGUUGACGACGAGGACGACGAGAGCGGCAACUUUGGUGGCAAGGGCCGCCGGAGAGUGAAGGAAGUGGCACAAUUUUUUGACGAAAGGUGGUCGAAGAAGCGCAUGAUCAGCAGCAUCGACUUCUCACAUCAUCAUUCGGAACUGAUGCUCGCAUCAUACACCAAGAAUCCAACUGCACCCCAUGAGCCAGACGGACUUGUCCAAGUAUGGAGCUUGGCUCUGCGCGACAGACCAGAAUAUGUUUUUCAUGCCCAGUCCGAUGUUCUCACGGCCAAAUUCUCGCCGUACCACCAAAACCUAAUUAUCGGCGGCACUUACAGUGGCCAGGUCCUACUGUGGGAUAUGAGAGCAAAAUCAGCACCUGUGCAGAAGACGCCUCUUACUGGGUACGGACACACGCAUCCUAUCUACUCGGUCGAUAUCGUUGGUACGCAGAACGCAAACAACAUCAUUUCAACCUCAACGGACGGCGUGGUUUGUGGCUGGAGCAUGGACGUAUUUGCUCAGCCGCAGGAGCUGCUCGAACUCAAAGCACCGCCUGGAUACAAGUUGGACGACGUCAGCCCGACCUGCUUGGCAUUCCCGCAAACCGACCCAACCUUCUUUCUCGUCGGUAGCGAGGAAGGCACAAUAUUUCCCUGUCACAGAUACGACCGAGCGGGUGCCAAGGCGGGCGUUGAUGCGCGGGUCAGCUACAAGGGCCACACGGCACCUGUCAUGUCUGUGGACUUCCACCCUGCGCGCGGCCCGGUGGAUCUCGGUGACUUGGUUCUCUCAUCGUCACUUGACUGGAGUGUGAGGUUGUGGAAGGUUCGCGCGCCUGCGGCAACUUCCACAGCAGCAGGCGAACCAACGGUUUCACCCCUCAUCGACUUCGUGCGGGAAGAUGUUGUUUACGACGCCCAAUGGUCGCCGAUCAAGCCCAGUGUAUUCGCUCUUGUCGAUGGCGCAGGAUGGCUUGAGCUAUGGGAUAUCACGGUCGAGACCGAGGAGCCUGUCGCAAGAAUAUCGCCAAGCUCUCGCAAGGAUGGUAGAACCAUGUUGGCUAAGAGUUUGAACAAGGUAGUUUGGGAGCCCUCCGAGGGCAAGCGUUUGGCUACGGGAGGUAUCGAUGGAGUGGUGACCGUCUUCGAGGUGACCUCUGGUCUUGGUGGUCGAGAUGAUCUGAAGGCGGAGGAAUGGACGAACGUGAAGAAGCUGGUCAAUAGAGUUGAGGCUCACGGACUGAACGGAGCGAUGGUGUAG